AAGUUUAUGGCUCUUGUUUUAUCUUCUCUGUCUCUUCUCCUUUACUCACUCUUCUCUUUUUUCUCUCCUUUUUACUCUUUGCCCUGUUCACUCAGAGCAUCAAGAACACACAAAGAGAGAAACCAAAACCAAAAAACAAACGAUGUUGCUGGGGAAGAGACAAAGACCACCGAUAAAGAGAACCACGAGUCUUUCCGAGAUCAAGUUCGACUUGAACCAACCUAGCGAACAAGAACCGUCUGAUCAUCAGAUUCAGCUCGUGACCAUUGAUGAACACCGUCACGUUCACCAACGUUUGUUAGAUCAACGUCUCUUAGCUAUGGUCUCACCCAGAGGUACGCAGAGGAGGCACUCAGCUGAUUGUUCUGAAGAUUUUCUGAGAUCUUGCUCUCUUUGUAAACGUCAUCUUGUUCCUGGCCGUGACAUCUACAUGUAUAGAGGAGAUAGAGCGUUUUGUAGUUUAGAGUGCAGGCAACAGCAAAUCACGGUGGACGAGAGGAAAGAGAAAAAGAAAGGUUCGGUGAGAACUACCACCGUCGUAUCCGCCGGAACCGUCAACGGUGAGAGUGUUUCCGCCGCCGUGUAGGUCUCUUUAUGAUUUGUAUAUGGUUAUUGUUAUUAUAUGUAUAAGUUUUAAAGCAUUGAGCGUUAACCAUAUGUUAAUCUUCUUAUAAACUUUGCUUUGUAACUUAAGACCAUGGUGUUUUUUUUUGCAUAUUAAUUAGAUUUGUGUUUUUCUGAUUAUUCUA
This is a messenger RNA of Capsella rubella, 749 nucleotides long. RefSeq lists its product as uncharacterized. The transcript is spliced from 2 exons. The record is from RefSeq and is a predicted model, not a curated record. Lineage: Eukaryota; Viridiplantae; Streptophyta; Magnoliopsida; Brassicales; Brassicaceae. The coding region runs from base 143 to 586 and encodes 147 amino acids.